Molecule: messenger RNA, 558 nt
Organism: Zasmidium cellare ATCC 36951
Lineage: Eukaryota; Fungi; Ascomycota; Dothideomycetes; Mycosphaerellales; Mycosphaerellaceae
Exons: 1
Coding region: 1-558 (185 amino acids)
Source: RefSeq, a predicted model, not a curated record
AUGACCCUCCAAUCCCCACCAAACGACAUCCUAGCUCUCAUGCUGUUCAUGUCAAAAAUCACAACCUACACCAUCUACUACGCCGUCACCUUCACCAUCAGUUUCCUCCCCAUCUACAUGCUCUGCGGCGGCCUCAUCGGCUGCAUCGGCGGGCUCGAAUGCCUCUCCUCGCGGACAAUAAGCCUCAUAGGCUUCGGCGUACCGAUAUCGACAUACUUCCUCACGGUGCUGGGGCUCGUGGUGGCUCAGCUGACGGGCCACAUCGCCGCCGACAUGUCGUGGCAUGCGUUGUUGACGUAUACCGUCGUGGGGAUGUGGUCGGUGGCUUUGGGGUUGUAUGUCAGCUGGGAUGUUUUGGAUAGGGUGGGAAAGGUUGUGUGGAAGGUGUUGGAUGUGUUUGGGUGGGUGUUGCCGGAGUUUCAGGUGCCGGAGGAGGGAAAGGAAGAGGUGUCUGAGGGAGCAAGGGAGGAACAGCAGGAGAGAAAGGCGAGUGGUGGGGACUGGGUCGAUUGCGAGGAGGGAGCUGCUUCGGCCAGCAAGGGGGUGAAGGACGAGUGA